This is a messenger RNA of Camelus dromedarius (Arabian camel), 591 nucleotides long. RefSeq names its product chromosome 20 C8orf90 homolog (gene C20H8orf90). The record is from RefSeq and is a predicted model, not a curated record. Lineage: Eukaryota; Metazoa; Chordata; Mammalia; Artiodactyla; Camelidae.
AUGGCUUCCCCCUGUUCCAAGGACCCCAGCCCGGCAGGUCUGCCCCCUGGUCCGGUAACCACGCCAGGUGAGGCACAUGGUCCCGCCGCGCCCCCGGAGCCCCCGUUCCCGGACAUCUAUGGCGGGGAUGCGCAGCUCUGGGAGGCGCACUUCCGUGGCAUCGGGCGCGCCUACCGCGCGCUGGGAAAGGAGGACGACUUCGCCAUCCGCGUGCUCACCGAGGACUUCACGCUGCCCUUCCCGUUCGCCUGGCCGCCGGGGCCCGACCCUGCCCGCGGGCCGCUCUUCUACGACCCGCACGACCGCGCGGGCUUCGACUUCCUGCUGUGGGGCCCGGGCGCGCCGCCCCCCGCGCUGCUGCGGCCGCUGCACGACACCGCGCAGGCAGCCGGGCGCAAGCGGCGCCUGGAGCAGCUGGCGCUGAGCUACGCGCACCGGGCGCCGGGCCCCGGCCCAGCCUGGUGCUGCUCGCUCCCGCCCCCGCCCCCAGCAAGGCCUUCCAGGGACCCGGGGGCUCCGAGGCCGCGUCCCCAGGCGGGGGCGCCCCCAGGCUGGGCUAGCCCGAUCCUCGAUACUGGACAAAGUGAAUAA